UUUUAUGAUCUGCUUUCAGAAAACAUUCAAAAGAUCUACUACAGAGAAAGCCUUUAAAUUCACUUCAGAGCUACAACUCACAGAUACAUUAACUUGUUUAUGGUCUGGUAUUCAAUCACUUUUAGAGAAAUCAGUAAAACAUAUAGAUGAAAAACAUUUUACUUCCCAAAUGGAUAACUAUCGAAAAAUCAUGACAGAUAUAAAACAAUCGAUUAUAUCAGAACAAAAUUUAAUAGAUCAAUUAGAAGAAAAGGUGAAAUCCGCCAAUCAUAUGAUAGAUUCAUUAAACCUCCGAGAGCAAAUAAUUCAAGAAUCCAAUGAUAAUCUUUUGGCACAAAUAAAAACAUUAAAAAAUGAACUUAAUGCAAAAACCAAACAAAUCGAAGAAGAAGGACUAUUUUCGUCGAUGAGCCAAGGAGAUACGUGCCAAUUGGAACUAAUGAGAACAAAGCGGGAAUUAACAAAAUUUGAUGAUGAAAAUAAACGUUUAGAUGAUCUUUGUCAACAUUUAAAGUCAGAAUUAGAUACUGCUGAAUAUAAUAUCAGAGAACUCGAAGCUGAUAUUACAGCUAAAAGUAAUCAACUAGUUAAAGAAACGAAACUAAAAGAAAAGCUCGAAGAACAAUUGCACACUAAUAAUGAAGAAAUGGAAAAAAUUAAAUCGGAGCUGAAUAGUACAAAAAACAACUUAAAGAAAACCGAAAUUGAUUUAGAAAAAAAUAAUGAUACAUUAAAACAACUCAAAAUUCAAAAUAAUCAAUUGAAUGCAAAAAAUAUCUCAUAUGAUAAAAAAAUAAAGAAAUUCAAUAAAGAACUGAAAAUUAAAACUGAACUUAGAGUUAUCAAUGGUAAAGAUAUAUGUCAUCUUAAAGAUAAAAUAACUAGCCAAGAAACACAAUUACUUAAAGUUCAAUCUGAAUUGAAUAGUCUUACUGCAACUCACGAAACUUCAGAAAGAAAGCGACAAGAAUCUGUAAAAGAAGUUGAAAAAUUUUUAAAAUAUAGAAAAAUUCAGGAGAACAACGUCUUUAGUUUAGAAAAAAAAAUAAGUCAAUUGCAAUGGGACAACAACAAAAUAAAUCAUACAUUAGAAGUUACCCAAAGAGACAAAAAAUUAUUAGAAAAAAGUAUAGCUAAAAUGAAAGAACAAAUGACAACAUACUUGGAAAAUUUGAAUUUAAAAAAUACAGCAAUUAAAGCUUUGGAACUAGAAAAUACCGAGUUAAUUAAAUCUAUCGAUCUUCUCAAUCAAGAUAAAGUAAAUUUAGAAAAAAAUAAAGAAAAAUUAAAUCAAUACGUUGUCACAUUAAAGAAAAAAAACCUUGAAGUGACCGCAAUAAUGAAUUAUAAGGAAAUAGAAGUACAAGAGUUAAAAAAAGAAAUAAACGUGCGUCAAGAAAAACUUAAAGAAUUUGAGCAUGACUUACUAUCAAUUAAAAACGAAAAAAAUGUUUACCACAAGAAUACUUUAGAAGCAAAGGAUGACGUAGAAGAAAUGAAAGAAAAAUUUAAAAUGGUUUCUCAACAGCUUGAACAACAAAAAGAAUAUGUGGCAUACAAAGAAAUGCAGUUAGCCAAAAAUGAUACCAAAUUGAAACAGACAGAAAAGGAAUUACAAAAGUGUCAACAAGAGAUUAAUAAGUUUGAACUGAAGUUUGAUAAAAUGUCAGAAUUAUUAAAAAAAAAAAAUGAAGAUGCAAAAUCUUUAAGUACAACUUUGAAAACACAACAAAAAAAAUUGGAAAAACUUCAGAAUCAAAUUGAACAAGUAAAUUCAGAUAAAAGUAACUUGAUCAAUCAUAUAAAUAUACGAAAUGAAGAGCUUAUAAAACAAAAAGAUGCCAACGAUGUACUUAUAAUUACUCUUGGCAAAGGAGAAGCAGAAUAUCAAAAUAGAAUUGAAGAUAUUAAGCUAUUAAAAUCGCAUGUAAAGCGACUCAGUAGUCAAAAACGACUGCUGAUAUCCCAUUCAUCAACUGUUCAUGACCUCAGACGAAAGUUGUUAAAAUACGAACAAAAAUUAAACAAAGAACGUAUGAAAUGUCGCGCAUUAGAAGAGACAUUAAUGAAACCAACUAAUAUCCAUCCUUGGAGACUUUUAAAGAACACUAAUCCAUCGGCGUUUAAGAUGACAGUUAAAAUAAGAAUACUCCAAAAGCGACUACUUGAACAAUGCACCAGAAUUUUUGACAAGGAGUUACAAGUAAAAGACAUUCAAUCGAAGUACGAUAAAUUAAAAAAUGAAUUUGUUAACCUUCCAAGUGUAGAUAUUUUCAAAGAAAUGAAUAACAUUAAAAGAACAUUAAUAAAGAAGAAUGAAAAAAUAAAAAAUCUAUCAAGCGCGUUGACUGCCAGUGAACAGUUAAUCAUGGAAAUCAAAUUUGAUUUAGAGAAAACAAAACAAGAUCUUGACGAAUUUAAAAAUAAAUAUUACGAACUGAAAAAAAUUCAGGAAAAAUUUAAAGAAAAAGUUCAAAAAGUACAGGUUUCAGCGAAGUCUAAUCCAGAAAGAUCUUUAGUUAAUUACAAUCGAUAUUUGCACUUUUCAAUAUAAUUUAUUUUUUAUUUAUAAUUAAGUGGUUUUUCAUUAAUUGUAAUUUUUAUUAAACACUAAAUAUUAAAUGAUUACAUUUUAAAACAGAGCUCUUUUGUAUAAUUUAUCAACAAUUCACUUUUCAUAUUAUCAUUAGGACAAAGAAAUAUAAAAUUAAAGAAAUAUAUUUUUUUAGUCUUUACUAUUCUUACAAAUAAUAAUAACAAUAAAUGUGAUUUUAAUAUCAAUAGAAAAAAUGUUUACAUACAAUAUUUCUAGUAGUUAUGACAAAAAACAGAUAUAAAAAUAUUCUAAUAAUAAUAUUUCUGUUUUAAUAAACAUCAGUGUAAAAUUUGAAUACACAAAGUAAGGUCAGAUUUAACUUAAGCUAUAAAGAAUGUGCAAAAAUUUGUUUUUUCUCUAUUCUCUUAAUUUUUAAGAAUAUUUACUACUCGUUCAUUAAACCCCUCGAUUUAUCCAAAAAUGAUAUGCUCUGUACAACAAUCAUAUAACUUUUACCCUCUUGUUAGUUCUAGUAUUGCAUUAAUGAUGUAUGCCACUCUUUAAAUUUUAUGUCAUUAGAUGACUUUUUUUUAUUUAAGAAACAAAUUUUUUUAAUUGGCCAUUAAUCUAUAGCCUUGAUAUUAGUAUAACCCGCAUUUUUUACCUACCUAUUUUUAUUUAUCAUAUGCUAAAUAAUUAUCUACUAUUUACAUUUAAAAUUUUUUAAAAGAUCCUUAAAUAAUGGAACCAUUUAUUUAAAUCGUCGAUAGUAAAAUUUCUAUAUUAUUAUUAACCCAACCAAUUGCUUAAAAUUACACAAGUAAAAAAAACUGAACAAUUUUAUUAAAUAUAACAUUUAAAAAAUAAAUUAGAUUAUGCACAUUAACGUGUCUAAUAGCUUCACAAAUUUUAAUUUUUUUUAACUUAAAAUAUAUAAACUUCAGUAAUUUAAUUAUUUAAAAAUAAUUAAGCUAUAUGUUAUUUUAUUGUAUAUAUAUGUUAUUGUAUUUAAUGUCAUCUAGAAGUUUUGUUUAAGUGGAUCUUAAUUACUAUAGUCAGAGGGAUCCAUUACGAGUUUCGAUAAACCAUACAUGGUUUAUCGAAAAUCAAUAUACGAUUUUAUUAUCUUUUCUAUUAUUUUAUGCAAUAAAAUUGACGAUUACGAUUAACAAAAUUAGAUAUUAAAAAUUUGUAAUGCUUUUGUAUAAUUAAAUCAUUGUAUUUUACAUAAUAAUGCUAUUUAAAAAAAUAAAUAAAUAAAUCAUUGUAUCAAUA
Molecule: messenger RNA, 3811 nt
Organism: Daktulosphaira vitifoliae (grape phylloxera)
Lineage: Eukaryota; Metazoa; Arthropoda; Insecta; Hemiptera; Phylloxeridae
Product: cilia- and flagella-associated protein 58-like
Exons: 16
Coding region: 5-2554 (849 amino acids)
Cellular component (GO): cytoskeleton
Source: RefSeq, a predicted model, not a curated record